UGCAUACGUGGCGCUGUGGUAGCAACAUGCCACUGUGAAUAGCAGGUAAAAGACAAAUCGUAUGUCGUUUUUAAUUGAUUCAAAUUGUAAUUUAAUAAAAUGAGGUGGUUCAUUUCGUGUUUAUUCUUAAUUUUUUUGAGCUCCAGAGUAAACUGCUAUUUCAUUACCGUGGACGCACAUGCCGAAGAAUGUUUCUUUGAUAAUGUAGAAACAGGCACGAAAAUGGGUCUUACAUUUGAAAUAGCAGAAGGUGGAUUUCUAGAUAUAGAUGUAAAAAUACUUGGUCCUGAUGGAAAAAUAAUUUAUGAAGGUGAUCAAGAAAGCAGUGGUAAAUAUACAUUUGCUGCACAUCUUCCUGGUGUUUAUACAUAUUGUUUUGGCAAUGAAAAAAGUAGUAUGACACCAAAAGUAGUGAUGUUUAACAUGGAUAUUGGUGAAAAUCCAAAGCCUGUAGAAAAUACUUCAGAUGGAAAAAAUUCUGAUUUAAACCAUAACAAAAUAGAUGAUAUGAUAAAAGAAUUAAGUACAAGUUUAUGGGGUGUGAAAAAUGAGCAAGAAUACAUGCAGGUUAGAGAUCGCAAUCACAGAGCAAUCAGUGAAAGCACAAAUACUCGUGUAGUUGUGUGGGCAUUUUUUGAAGCUGUGGUUUUGGUUUGUAUGACAAUAGCACAAAUUUUCUAUCUAAAACGAUUCUUUGAAGUUAGAAGAGUCGUCUAAUUCAACAUAUGCAAUAAGAAAAUACAUUCAUUGUAUAUUUUUUAUGUGAUUAAGUUAUAAUAGAAUUAAAAAAUUUCAA
Bombus terrestris (buff-tailed bumblebee) is the source of this 796-nucleotide messenger RNA. RefSeq names its product transmembrane emp24 domain-containing protein. The record is from RefSeq and is a predicted model, not a curated record. Gene Ontology annotation, biological process: Golgi organization; intracellular protein transport; endoplasmic reticulum to Golgi vesicle-mediated transport. Bases 100 to 717 code for a protein of 205 amino acids. NCBI's taxonomy places the organism in Eukaryota, Metazoa, Arthropoda, Insecta, Hymenoptera, Apidae. The transcript is spliced from 3 exons. Gene Ontology annotation, cellular component: endoplasmic reticulum-Golgi intermediate compartment; Golgi apparatus; COPII-coated ER to Golgi transport vesicle.